AUGGGAGAUGAGUCGUACCCAGAAUGCAGAGCCCAGGAGUUGUUUGAUGAGUUUGUUGCCGCAGCAACCUGCAGGGCGGUGCUGCGCUCCUUCAGCCAGCUGUGUGAACAUCUGCAGCUCGACCCAAUCACAGCUGAGCGCCCGCUGUACCGGCCAAUCAAACGCCGCCUCAACUACUGGAAGGCCAACGGCCUGUGGGCCAAACUGGACCGCCGUGCCUCCCAGGACCAGUACCUGAGGGCCCGGGCCUGCUCUGGCACCACGUGCGUGGUGGUGGGUGCGGGCCCCUGUGGUCUGAGGGCCGCUGUGGAGCUGGGCUUUCUGGGGGCCCGGGUGGUGCUGCUGGAGAAGAGAGACUCAUUCUCCAGGAACAACGUGCUGCACCUGUGGCCCUUCACCAUCCACGACCUGCGGGGCCUCGGGGCCAAAAAGUUCUACGGGAAGUUCUGUGCCGGCUCUAUCGACCACAUCAGUAUCCGGCAGCUGCAGCUCGUCCUCCUGAAGGUGGCACUGUUGUUGGGGGUCGAAGUUCAUGUCAGCGUGGAGUUCAAACAGCUGCUGGAGCCCCCCGAGGACCAGAAUCACAGUGAGGAGGUGGGCUGGAGGAUGGAGGUGGUUCCGAGGUCUCAUCCUGUCAGUCAGCUGGAGUUUAAUGUGAUCAUCGGAGCGGACGGACGCAGGAACACGCUGCCAGGUUUUAGGCGUAAAGAGUUCAGAGGGAAGCUCGCCAUCGCCAUCACAGCCAACUUCAAGAACAGGAACACCACCGCUGAGGCCAAAGUGGAGGAAAUCAGUGGAGUGGCCUUCAUCUUCAACCAGAGGUUCUUCCAGGAGCUGCGACAGGAAACGGGGAUCGACCUCGAGAACAUUGUGUACUACAAAGACGACACGCACUACUUCGUGAUGACGGCAAAGAAACAGAGUCUACUGGAGAAAGGAGUCAUUCUGCAGGACUUUGCCGACACCGAGCAGCUUCUCUCUCGGAGUAAUGUGGACCAGAAUGCAUUGCAGGCAUACGCCCGCGAGGCUGCCAACUUCUCAACCAAUCACCAGCUGCCGUCUCUGGACUUCGCCAUGAACCACUACGGCCAACCCGACGUCGCCAUGUUUGACUUCACCUGCAUGUACGCAUCAGAGCACGCCGCCAUGAUCCGCCAACGCCACGGGCACCAACUGCUGCUCACACUGGUGGGAGACAGUCUGCUGGAGCCCUUCUGGCCAAUGGGAACGGGCGUAGCUCGAGGCUUCCUGGCUGCUCUCGACUCCUCGUGGAUGAUUCGUCGAUGGGCUCAGGGAGACGUGCUAUUGGACGUCCUGGCUGAGAGAGAGAGUGUGUACCGGCUGCUCCCUCAGACGACUCCGGAGAACAUGCAGAAGAACAUCAGCCUGUUUACUCUGGACCCAGCGACCAGAUACCUGAACACCAGUCACCUGACCAGCACACCUGCACAGGUGAGACACCUGGUUGACACUGGAGAAGAGGCGGGGCUAAACUCAGACUGUGAUGACAUCAUCCAGCUGACGUCGCCUAGGUUACUGCAGCAGGAGUCCUUCUCUCAGUCCAAUCAGCUGCUGGCGUGGUGUCAGGAGCAGACUCGUGGUUACCGUGGCGUCGCCGUUAGCGACCUGACUACUUCCUGGAAGAGUGGGCUGGCUCUCUGUGCCCUGAUCCACCGCUUCAGACCCGACCUCCUUGCCUUUGACUCCCUGGACGCGGCGGCGGUGGAGGAGAACACUCGGCUGGGCUUCGACGUGUCGGAGCGAGAGUUCGGGAUCUCUCCUCUGAUGACGGUGGAGGAGAUGCUCGCUGGGGGGGAACCAGACUCUCUGACCAUGGUCAUGUUCCUCAGUCAGUUCUACCAGCUGCUCAAAGACACAGCGCCCCCCGCUGGGACCCUCUCUCAGAGUGCGGAUGUCAGACUGGCUCUCAUCGCUCCAGUUUCUCUUCUCAGCAAACGAAACCCGAAGGAACUCAGAGACGCUUUGGGUAAAAGGAGGAAAACCAGUCAAGACGAGCAGAAGGUGUUUGUGGGCGGGCCCAGAGUGCGUCUGAUGGCCAAUCAGCUGCAGGCAAAGCUGGACGAGAGAAUCUCCUCCUGCAGGAGUUCUUCUUCUUCUACUGUCCAAACACAGAGGAAACGGACCCAGCAGCAGGAGCAGAUGAGUUUUCGGUUCAGAGAGAAGAUCAGGUGUCAGUCCGCCGGCGCCGAGCAGCCACUUCCUGCCGGCAGCAGCGACGUGUGUUACUUCUGUAAGCAGAGAGUUUACGUGAUGGAGCGUCUGAGUGCUGAAGGUUUGUUCUUCCACCGAAGCUGCUUCACGUGUGACUCCUGCAGCCGCUCGCUGAGACUGGCUGAGUACGCUUACCACGCACCCAGCGGUGUCGAGGAUAGUGGACCUAAGCAGGUUCCAGUGCUCUUUGAUGUUCUCUGGGUAUUCCUGUUUGAGACUUUCUCCAAGAGAAGCCUGAAGCUGCUGCUGGGCGGCAGUUACAUUCAGGCUUUCAAGACCUUGACAGAUCGGGGUCAGGAUCCAGUGGCAUGGACUCCAAGACGACCGGUGACCGGUUUCUGCUGCAGCCUUCGUCCGCACGCUGGUGUUGCUGCAUGCCGCGUCUCUGGGGCCCACUGCUGCUCCGAGAUCCCGUACAGCUUAGCCUGGAAACCGUGGGGUACCAGUUACCGUGUGUGGCCACGAGGAGGCGAGUACGAGUCUUGGCGGUGGAGAGGCUACGUACCGGCUGAGGAGGCGAGUACGAGUCUUGGCGGUGGAGAGGCUACGUACCGGCUGAGGAGGCGAGUACGAGGAGGCGAGUACGAGUCUUGGCGGUGGAGAGGCUACGCGUCUCUGGGAUCGGCUCGCUCCUCCGCUGACUCCGGACCGACCGACCGCCAUCGCUCCUCCGCUGACUCUCUGAUCUCCGGACCGACCGACCGCCAUCGCUCCUCCGCUGACUCUCUGAUCUCCGGACCGACCGACCGCCAUCGCUCCUCCGCUGACUCUCUGAUCUCCGGACCGACCGACCGCCAUCGCUCCUCCGCUGACUCUCUGAUCUCCGGACCGACCGACCGCCGUCGCUCCUCCGCGGUGUCUCUGAUGGAGGCGGGGAGGAAGCUGCAGGCGACGCCAGAGAGGAUCGAACUGGAAAACUACCGGCGGAGCUCGAAGGUGGAGACGGAGCCGCUGGAGGAGAGCGAGGAGCCGGAGGAGGUUCCUGAGGAGCUGCUGAACCGCUUCAACCUGAGCAUGGAGGAGGAACACGCCAACAGCUCAGAGUCAGAGAUGGAGGAGGGGAGAGGCGGAGGCCGUUGGCACCGUGUGACCUCUGAGACGGAAGUGAUGUCACACCUGUGGAGCUUGACUCCACCUCCUCUGACACCACACCUGCCCUUCUGCACACCUUCACCUUCACCUGUGACUCCGCCUCUCGCCCCGACACCCUCCACCGCCUCCUUCAUCACCACACCUGACUCCGCCCCCUCCAGCUUAGAGGAUAGAGAGGAAACCCCGCCCAUACAGCUCACACCUGUGGUCGUCAUGGAAACAGCAGCUCAGGGACACGCCCCCCUACCUGCUGCAUGGGGAGGAGCCAGAGGGCGGGGCUCUUUUGAUGACAUCAGCCCUGAACUCCCGCCCCUCGUCUGCAGGAGAGGGGGGGCGGGGUCAGGCGAGGAGGGGGCGGGGCCAGGCGAGGAGGGGGGAAGGAGGAGACACAGAGGACGCACUCUCCCCCCUCAACCGCCUCAACCCCCCCUGCAGGCCGGAGGCGGGGCUCUCCUCUACCUGAGGGGUCUAUUGGAGGCUCCGCCCCUCAGACAGGUGCAGGGGGGCGCGGCUCUCAGACAGGUGCAGGGGGGCGGGGCCAGGGCCCUGUGGAGGGCGUUUUCCCUGGAAACAGGAGGAAGAGGAGGAGGGGCGGGGCUUCACUGCCAGGUGAGAAGAGGUUUCACUCUGACUGAAGACUCUGAUCUGGACUCGUUGUCUCUGCUGCAGAGGUGUUCGCUGAGUCCCCGAAAACAGCUUCGUCUGCAGCUCAUCGAUCUCACGUCUGAACUUCAAAGAGUCUCAAUAAAAGAAGAAGAAGAAGAAGAAGAAGGAGAGCAGGUUGCUUACGUUCCUCACGCACUCGCUUUUAAACGAGCGUACGCCAUCAAGAGACGGUCUCGGAGGGCCCGGGUCCAGGAGGCAGACGUGUCCUCGUGUCCCUCGGAGGUGGUCGGGGUUCUGGUCCAGACCAAGGAGCCCUCCAGUCUGAGUGUGAAGGAGACCAUGUUCCAGAGGGGACCAGAGUCCGAAGACCUGGACCCUAAGACCACCCGACGGGUUCAGAGCGCGAGAAGACAAGAACUGAAGAGACUCCACAAGGCUCAGAUGAUCCAGAGGAAGCUGCAGCAGGUCGAGGAGAAGCAGAGACAGCUGGAGGAGAGAGGAGUGAUGGUGGAGAAAACUCUGAGAGGAGAAGCAGGUACACACACACACACACACACACACACACACACACACACACAUCUGGGUGAACUGGGUGGACUGGAGAACCCGGGUCUGAUGCAGCAGUGGUUCCACCUGGUCCAGCAGAAGUCCGUUCUGGUCCUCUACGAGUCUGAGCUCAUCAUACUGGCUCGAGAGCUGCAGCUGGAGGACCGGCAGAGCCGCCUGCAGCAAGACCUCCGAGACCGGAUGGCUGUGGAGGACCACCUGAAGGAGGAGGCGGAGCUGCUGGCGGAGCGCCUGAUCCUGGAGGAGAUGCUGGAGGUGGUGGAGCAGAGAACCGCUCUGGUGUCUCUGCUGGAGGAGCAGAGGCUGCAGCAGGACCAGGACCUGGACCAGGACCUGGACCAGGACCUGGACGCCGUCAUGAUGUCCCAGGAGCUGGGUCUACACUGGACUUGA
This is a messenger RNA of Scomber japonicus (chub mackerel), 4890 nucleotides long. RefSeq names its product protein-methionine sulfoxide oxidase mical3a-like. Gene Ontology annotation, molecular function: FAD binding; protein binding. NCBI's taxonomy places the organism in Eukaryota, Metazoa, Chordata, Actinopteri, Scombriformes, Scombridae. The record is from RefSeq and is a predicted model, not a curated record.